This is a messenger RNA of Apiotrichum porosum, 2208 nucleotides long. RefSeq lists its product as uncharacterized. Gene Ontology annotation, molecular function: sterol binding; sterol transfer activity. Bases 1 to 2208 code for a protein of 735 amino acids. Gene Ontology annotation, biological process: intracellular sterol transport. The record is from RefSeq and is a predicted model, not a curated record. Lineage: Eukaryota; Fungi; Basidiomycota; Tremellomycetes; Trichosporonales; Trichosporonaceae. The transcript has 7 exons. Gene Ontology annotation, cellular component: mitochondrion; cortical endoplasmic reticulum; endoplasmic reticulum membrane.
AUGUCUAUAACCCUGCGGUCCAAGAGGUCACCUCAACCAUCCUCGACCGGUCCACCAGUCUACUCAGAUUCUGGUGACGACUUUGCGACCCCCCUGCGGUUGGAUUUCAACAAAGCCAAGUCGACCGACGUGGCAAUCUCGCCGCUCAAGCUCGACACACCUCGCCUGGUGAUAACCAAGGACGGCAGCCCCAGCCCCACCGAUUCUCCCGAACGUCCUAGUGCAACCUCAAGAUCCAGCGUCCUCAGACUCGAGUCAAUCAUGUCGCGGGCCGCAGAAGACACAGACCUUUCGCUCUCCAUUCCGCAAGGAGGGGAUGGUCGAUAUGACGGCAGAAGCGUCCAUCGCGACUCCAUCGUUCAACGUGUGGCUGAACGUCUAAACUCACCCAAUGGCGAUGGAAAGAAGAGUCGUUCCAAGCGAUCGCGCCGCGCUUCGACCUCGUCUGCCAUUUCUCAAGGCAACACUAUUGCUGCUGCCUUGGCAAAGAGUAGUGUGCAGGUCGUCGCCCCUGCUCCGGUUGAGGACAUUGUCGCUCGACCGCCGCUGGCCGGGCAGACGCGAGCUGUCUCGACUGGUCGUUCGCCGUAUCUCAUCCGCGCCCACGACAUGGACAGCGACGACGGGUACGGUUCCGAGGACGACAGUGAGGAAGCCAUCGAUGUGGAAGGCAUCGACCAUCUUCCUGUAACUGGGUUUGCGGUAGCAAUCGAUGAGGGAGACUACUUGAUUGAAGACUAUGGCUGCGCGCUUGCAAAGGACAUCCUUGUCCAUGGGCGUCUUUAUGUUUCCGAAAACCACAUUUGCUUUCACUCCAACCUCUUUGGAUGGGUCACCGACCUAGUGAUUCCAUUCUCGGACGUUCAAGAAAUCGAGAAGAAGAUGACAGCCCUUGUUAUCCCCAACGCGAUCGGCAUCGUCACUGGGAAGGAGAGGCAUACAUUCGCGUCACUGAUCUCGCGCGAUUCCACUUUCGACGUUCUAAUGAACAUUUGGCGUAUCGCACACCCAGGUGCAGUCAUGGCUCCUUCGGCUGCAGUCAACAACGCCUCGCGACCCCCGUCGAUUGUCGAUACCGCAACUCCACACGUCACCACCGUUCACCGCUCGACUGAAUGUGCUUGCGGUAAAGGGGGGAAACAUUACACUGAAACCGCUCUCGACACGACUUUCCCUAGUUCACCAGAGAAGGUCUUCAACCUCAUGUUCAACAGUGGCUGGUACCGAAUCUUCCUCUCAGACAGCCAGAAGUUGCGAGACAUCGAAGCUUCCGAUUGGCAUCCGGACAAGGAUGGCAAGCUCACUCGCUCCAUGUCGUACAUUAAGCCGCUGAAUGGAUCAAUUGGACCAAAGCAAACCAAAUGCCAUAUUGUGGAUGAGCACGACCACUGUGACUUUGAAGACUACAUCUCAAUGGUGACGACAACACGAACGCCAGACGUUCCCAGUGGUGGCGUGUUUAGCGUCAAGACCCGCACCUGCUUUACCUGGGCAGGGGCAUCCUCCACCAGGGUGAGGGUCACGACCGAAGUGGAGUGGACUGGCAAGUCAUGGGUCAAAGGCAUCAUCGAGAAAUCGGCAAUCGACGGGCAAAAGCAGUACCACGAGGACCUUGCGUCGGAAAUGCGUGCCCACAUGAAGGAGCACCCUACCGAGUUCGCAGUGGCCGGUGCUGAGAAUGCCGAGGCCGCCGAAGAGGAGGAAGCCGGCGGGCAAGGCGUUCCAUCGCCAACCGAGGCUCAAGAGUAUGCCGCUCAGAACCGUCGUUCACGUCAAGAAACCGACUAUUGGAUGCUUCAAGGUGCCUUUGACUCUGUCUUCUCUGGCCUUAAAUCGAUUGCCAAUGGCAUGGGUACUGCCGUCAACACGAUCAGUGAUCUUUUAACCGAUGCUCCAGUCAGCAAGACGGCGCUCAUGGCAACAUUCAUUGCCAUUCUCCUAGCUUCCAACAUUUACACCUAUCUCACAAGGCCCAUCUCUCAGCACAAAGUCAAGCGUCUGCAGCGAUUUGGACCAUCCGAGGAGGAAGUAACCGAAGCAGUUCGACUUAUCAUGGCCAAGCGCGUUGCUGCAACUCCAAAGGAGGAAGUGGCUGAACUGGUUCGACUGCUGGACGAAAUUGACUCGCGGUCCGCAAGCCUCCGCAGCUCGCUGCUUCAGUUGGAUCACCCCAACAGCGGCCGUGAUGGCCUUGACGACCUUGAUUAG